Colletotrichum graminicola M1.001 is the source of this 1896-nucleotide messenger RNA. RefSeq names its product F-box domain-containing protein. Gene Ontology annotation, biological process: protein polyubiquitination. The coding region runs from base 1 to 1896 and encodes 631 amino acids. The transcript is spliced from 2 exons. The record is from RefSeq and is a predicted model, not a curated record. Lineage: Eukaryota; Fungi; Ascomycota; Sordariomycetes; Glomerellales; Glomerellaceae. Gene Ontology annotation, molecular function: protein binding.
AUGGCGUUGCUGGCCUCUCCGAAGAAGCUGGACGAUCUGCCGGACGAGAUUCUUCUCCGCAUUCUAUCAUUUCUAGAGCCCUACGAUUUCCCCGGACUGCAACUCGUAUGCCGAAAACUUCAAAAAAUCUCCCUCGACAACAACCACUGGCGAUCAAGGACGUUUGAAGAGUCACCAUUUCUAGAAUCGAUCCGACGGCGCCGGCGCCUGACCCAUUCCAUCCAGGACGACGUCAUCGACGAGCCUCUCCUCAGCGCUGCCGUGCAGCUAAGCCAUGAGCAUGGUGAUACAGAAUUGUCCCCGCACUUCCACGAUGAAGAAACGGCAGAGCAGCGCCAGUUGCAGCGGCACAGGGAUAUGGUGAACUGGGACCCCUCGUUUCCGACAGAGCCUGUCUUUUGGUAUAAUGAAUAUAUACAGCGGUAUGCGCCUACCACAACGAGUUGGCUGCAGCAGCCCAAGAUUCGAGACGGCAACGAGGUGGAUACUCUGGAUGUCCGAGGAAUGGCCCUCUAUAGCCCGAAUCGAGAGAGUAACGAAUUGCUGGCUGUAUCGCCAUUAGACGACGGAUCCGUGUGCCUGUGGGACGUGAAGGGCGCGACAAGUCGGAAAGGCGCCAUCGUUGCGACGAGUUCGGCAGGGAUUCUUUACCUCGACGGUCCUCAAACUAUGGGGAGGUCACGCAAGAUCGAUGUCGGGGUAUCGGAGUGCAUCAGCGUUGACAGCUUCGCCGACAAGGCCUUUGUCGCAGUCCAGGGUCAUAUUCUAGAAGUGGACCUCAAUCGCCUGGCGGUCGUCGGCGAGCAGUCGUUCGAGUGGUCCAUCACGGCCUUAUCGUCGGCCGCUCCAGGUCUGCCACUGACCGUGGGAACUUCGUUGGGGAUACAUUUAUACGACUACAGAGCACGGGUAAGGCCACCGAGUGAAACAAUUGACCAGGUCGACGUGCUGGCAGUGCGUGGAGGAAGUGGGCUUUACGCACAGAGGCCAACAAACGUAUUCGACGACCCGCUUCCGCCGUACGCACCGUUGUCACAACCGACGCCCCUAAGCAUUUUACAUCUACCCAAGCCAUGCGAUGAAUAUUCCUUUUCGGACGACAUCUAUGUGGCAGGUCGUUUUUCAAACAUCCUUCACUAUGACAGACGCAAGUUUCCCUCCAUCGUGGGCUCCAUCCACUCGGGCGCUCGGCUGGCCAGCCUCGCAUCUCUCCCGUAUCCCUUCUCCACGCUGGACAGCGAAACACGUCGGAGGAGCGACUUGUCCGCCGAACAAGUGAUGGCGUCCAAGACGAGAGAAGGCGGCCGAACUCUGAUUGCUGGUGGUGAAUACAACACCAAGGGCUCACUCGAGUUGUACGGACUGUGCCAGCGCCCGGGCGAAGUGUCGGCAGAUCUCAUGCAGAAUUCCACGAUGAAGAAUCGGCAGACGUCUUCGCAGUCCAAAAUUCUCUCGGUUUCGAAUCAAGGUACUCGCAUUGUGUUCUCGGACGGCUCCGGGCUCCUGAAAUGGUUCGAGCGCGACGGCUUCACCGAAGUGAGGCGGCACAAGAUUGGCCACAGCGAAGUUUUGGAACGGUCCUCUCUUUUUGCGUCAAUGCCUGGUUCGGACGACCUUGCCCGGAAAAUUUUGUCGACACAAACGCGCAACGGACUGGACAAUGUCAACGAUGACGAUAUCUUGUUCUGGACAGGCGAGAAGCUUGGGCUCGUCAGUUUCUCUGGUAAGCCUGGAUUCGCCGCAGACGACUUCGACGAUCCGGUGCUCAAGUCGGAGGAAAAGGUGAAGGUGGAGGAGGCAGAGAAAGAGUAUGGCGAGAGAAUGAGGUUGGCCCUUGAACGGCAAGCGGACGACGUCCGUUUCGUACAGGGUCUGGGCUUGGGUUUAAUGGGGUAA